This is a messenger RNA of Vitis riparia (riverbank grape), 1121 nucleotides long. RefSeq names its product eukaryotic initiation factor 4A. The record is from RefSeq and is a predicted model, not a curated record. The coding region runs from base 80 to 712 and encodes 210 amino acids. The transcript has 7 exons. Lineage: Eukaryota; Viridiplantae; Streptophyta; Magnoliopsida; Vitales; Vitaceae.
GAAAGAAAUAAAAGCCUGGUAAGGCAUUUUAACAAACAGGUGUAGGGACGGAGUGAAAGUGAGAGAAAGGUCAGAGGACAUGGGGAUAGACGCUGCUGAAGCUUCAUCGCCUCUCUCCCCUUCCCCUUCUCAUUCCGGUCAACAACGCCACUUCUACGUAGCCGUCGACAGACCCCAGUUCAAAAUGGAGACAUUGGUGGAUCUGUUGGAGCUGGCAAGUCAUCGUCCGUGCCUGCCGAUAGCGGUGUGCUGUAGCUCCCGAGAUGAGCUUGAUGCGGUCUGCUCGGCCGUCUCCAACCUUCCCUUCAUUUCUUUGGCCUCGCUGUAUAGUGAUCUUGCUGAAGCAGAACGUGCACUAAUUUUAGAGAACUUUCGCCAAGCAACUAUGAGGUACCAAAAUGUCAUUGCUCAAUCGGGAGAGGACAAGGAAAUUAAAAAAGGGGAAGACAAGUCUCAUAUGGUUGUUGUAACAGACGCUUGCUUGCCAUUUCUUGCUUCAGGGGAAUCAUCAAUUUCUGCUCGUGUUUUGAUAAAUUAUGAGCUACCAACAAAGAAGGAAACAUAUAUGAGACGCAUGGCGACUUGUUUGGGAGCAGAUGGGAUUGUGAUCAACAUGGUCGUUGGAGGUGAGGUGGUGACUCUCAAAAGCGUGGAAGAAAGUAGCGGUCUCACAGUUGCUGAAAUGCCCAUGCAUAUUUCUGAAAUUUUGUGAAGUUUUCGAUCUCCUUCAAUGCCAGUAGACUCAGUUGCUUUAUACUCGUUCCAGUGGAAAAAAAUAUGUAUACAUCACUGAGAUGGGACUGAGAUGCUCCAUGACUCUAGUUGCAACAAAAAAUGUUUCUUUCAGAAUUCUGCAAUGUUUUCUUCUCUAUGGAUAAAUUCUUGAAUCGCAUGGUUCUGAAGUAAGACCAAGUAAAACUCUGAAUUUUGAAAUUGUUGUUCUUUUGGCAACCAAGCUAAGGCAUUGGAAAAUAUGAGUAUGGAACAUGGCAUGAUGAUUGUGAUGAACCUGCUUCUUUUGAUGUUGGGAAAGCCAAAUAUCAAAUUGACUCCCUGCCCUGGAAACAGAAUUGCUUGGCCAAGUCGUAAGAAAAUGGGCGAGAAAAAAAAAAAAAAAAAAA